This is a messenger RNA of Eupeodes corollae, 2509 nucleotides long. RefSeq names its product protein bric-a-brac 1. Gene Ontology annotation, molecular function: protein binding; DNA binding. NCBI's taxonomy places the organism in Eukaryota, Metazoa, Arthropoda, Insecta, Diptera, Syrphidae. The record is from RefSeq and is a predicted model, not a curated record. Gene Ontology annotation, biological process: regulation of transcription by RNA polymerase II. The transcript is spliced from 7 exons. The coding region runs from base 665 to 2074 and encodes 469 amino acids. Gene Ontology annotation, cellular component: nucleus.
UGCAACUAACACACUUGCAAUUCAUAAAUGUGUAUCUAACAGCAACAAAAAUUUGUACUGUCAAUGUAUUGAGUACCGUAAUAAUCUUUUUUUGAAAAAGAAACAGGAAAAAUUAAAAAAAAACAACAACCCAUGUUUCAAAAAAGUGUUCCCACUCUGAUUGGGCUUAGUGGUGUUGAAUGUUGAUGAAAGUUAUUGAGAAAGGGGUGGAGUGGAGUGUGGACGUGGAGAAGAAAUAAAUUAUUGACGUUUUUCAUAAAAUUCAAAAAAUCCUAUUUCUACUACCAGACCAGCUGCUCUGAUAGACUAGUGGCAAAGGCAAGUGGCGGUUGAGUUUCGUUUCGGUGUCGGUGGCGGUGGCCAGUGUUGAGUUUUCAUUCGUAGAGAUAAGUUGUUGUGCCCGUUACGGUCGCUAUAAUUUUCACUCAUAAUUUAAUUUUUGUUUUGAGUAGAAACAAAAAAAAAAAAAAACAAUUUUUGAAAAAUUAUUAAAAACAUUAACUUUUUUUUGAAUGUUUUAUGUUUUCAAUGUGAAGUUAACAGAAUAGACUUUAUGUGAUAAAUAAAAAUAAAGAAAAUUACCAUACGGAAUAAACCUGGUUACACGGAAAAAUAUAUUUUUUUGCUAAACACAACAAUUAACAAUAAUUUUAAAGCCAUUAAAAUGUUGCCACAACAGUAUUGCCUACGAUGGAAGUAUCAUCACAGCAAUCUACAAACCAUGUUCUCACACUUACUCGAUCGUGGAUGCUUUUGUGAUGUGACAUUAGCAUGCGAGGGACAAUUAAUUCGUGCCCAUCGAGUUGUUCUAUGUGCGUGCAGUACAUUUUUCGAUCAAGUAUUAACAAAUUACGCUAGCGAAAGAGAUCCAAUCAUUAUUAUUAAAGACGUAACAUUUUCCGAUGUUAAAUGUCUAAUAGAAUUUAUGUAUAAAGGAGAAAUAAAUGUUGAGCAUGCAAGUUUAGCAUCGCUUUUGAAAACAGCCGAUGACCUCAAAAUAAAAGGUUUAGCCGAAGUUUCAUGGAGGGAUGAAGAGACUGACCCAGUUAUGAUGGACCAUCAUUUGAGAAUUCAAGAAAACAUUCCACACAAUGACCAAAGGUCAUCGCCUCGAAAUUAUCACGAUGGACGGCCGCCUUCGUCACCAUUGCCACCAUCAUCGUCGGGCAAUAGUAAUAGUAGAUCGACGCCACGUAUGCCAAUGUUAACACCAAUGCCUUCAUCGAGUGGCGAUUAUGUUGGGCCAAAGAGGAAGAGAGGUCGACCGCCAUUAGAUGAUUCUUAUGAUGUUUUUAGUGCUCCCAAAAUUCCAAAUUGUGCACCUCCUUGUGAAAUGAUGUAUCCCGAAGUUCGUACUCGUCUUGAUUCUUCCCCUCCACCAUCAGAAGCAGAACAACAACAACAACAACAACACCAACAUCAUAACACACCCCGCGAUUCUGAAGAAACAAUACAAGUAAGUCCCGAACCGCCAAGAGAAUGGUCACAUCAGAAUGUUGAAGAGGAUAAUACCGCUGAAGCUCAUCAUAACAACAGUACAGAACAAUCUGCUUCACAAGAAACAAAUCCAGGUUCUAGUUCUGACUUCUAUCCAAAUCCUGAAUCCCAUGAUCAAGAAAAUGAUACCGGUGAAGAAAUCAUGGUCGAAGAAGAACGGAAAUAUUCAAUUGAUCAGGACUUAAAUGAAAUCGGUGGAGAUGACCAAGAUGAACAGGGAAAUAGUAAACUCGAUGAGUCUGAAACAAAUUUGACAAAAGAAGAAUUGGCUCAAUGGGAUGAUGUGGUGAAAAUGGAUGCUUAUUUAGCUACAGGAAGAAGGCCACAAUUUUGGGAAGAACCAUUUACAAAAAGAGUUCUGGAUGCAAUAAAAAACAAAAAGUUGGAAAUGAAAAAAGCUGCAAAAUUAUUGGGCGUAUCAUAUGGAACAUUAUAUGGACGAUAUAGAGAAGUUUAUGGCUGUUUGAAACAUCCAUACAGGCCUAGCACAACAAUGAUGAACCGGUAUGAUCUUGUUUGGCCUCAUAAACGAUCUGAUUUAAAAAUGCGUGACAUAAAAGACGUUUGGAUGAGGUGAAGACUCAUCAACAAUAAUUAACACCAACUGAUAUAAUAAUCUACAUUCCACAACAUAUUAAUUGUACACACAUCUGCGUAUAAAUAUAUUUCGAUAUAUAAAGAUAAAAAAAAUAAAUGUUUAUUUUAUAAUUUAUAUAGAUACAUAAAUAUUUACUUAUGGUGUAUUCGUGUAAUAAUUAUUAUUAUUAAGUAAAAUUUGUUUGUUUUUUUUUUUUCUUAAAGUAUGAACAAAAUUAAGUCCAAAUUUAUAAGAUCCAAAAAAUAAGACAAAAUAAUGUUUAAAUUAUUAUUUUGAGGCUGAUGCUAAGAUUUUAUAUUAUUUAUUUUAAGUUAGUAAUUUCUUUUUAUUAAAAAAAAAAUCACAAAAUAUGUAAAUUUUUAACAGAAAACAAACAAAAAUAUCAAAUCAUAUAUUAAAUAUAAGCAUAUACAA